CCACCGGAGGGAGGCACACGGAAAGGAGAUGCUGGUAGUAACACGAUUGCAUAGUGAUGAGGAAUGCAUCAGGCUGCAGAAAAAAAGACGAAGAAGAAAGAGCAGCGGGAGCAGGUAGAAGCGCUUGAACCAACCCAUGUAAACAGAAAAACGCAAACAACCUGCUUUCAACCGUGUGACAUUCAGUCAUGGCUGAGGAACCAGCAGCAGAAAUCCAACUACUCAGAAGCCAGAAGGUCAAGCUGAUUGAAAUUCUAAGUGCAGACGCCGAUUUUGUCCUGCAGCAUGCAGACUCUAGCAGUUUGUUGUCUGCUCAAGGCUACCAGCGGGUGAAAACUUGCCGUGUUCCCAGUGAGAAGGUAACAGACCUGCUGGAUCACAUCAUCCAGAGGGGUGCUAAAGCAGCGCGGGGUCUUCUGGAACUGCUGAACAGCCAGGCCCUGCAGGAAACCUUCCCAAUGCUUUGCUUUAUUAAGGAUGUGCAAGUCAACACACCGUCUUCAGGGAAGAGUGAAAAAUCAAGAAAGAGAAAAUCAGCUCCUGCCUUACAAGAGAACAUUCCGUCCAAACAGCGCAACAAAGGCCCUGGCUUAGUUAAUGAGAAGCAGCUGAUGACCGUGGCUCGUACCAUCGGCAGAUCUUGGAAGGAGAUCGGCAUACUGGCUCUGGACGUCCCCUCUGUGAAGUUGGAACAGAUUGAAGAAGACCAUUCUCUCCACACGGAGCGAGUGUUUGCCAUGCUGCGCUUCUGGAAAACCUGCCAAAGGGAAAAAGCCACUGCUGCUCACCUGCACUCGCUGCUCAGUCAGAAAGAGAGUGCGCUGCCACCUGAAAGCAUUGACUCGCUGCUGGAGACCGACUGAGGCCUUCACUGUCUGGUAC
Molecule: messenger RNA, 882 nt
Organism: Anoplopoma fimbria (sablefish)
Lineage: Eukaryota; Metazoa; Chordata; Actinopteri; Perciformes; Anoplopomatidae
Exons: 4
Coding region: 189-863 (224 amino acids)
Biological process (GO): signal transduction; regulation of apoptotic process
Molecular function (GO): protein binding
Source: RefSeq, a predicted model, not a curated record